AUGUCGAUCACGGGCUACAUGAGCCGCCUGCCGCCGCCCCCGGAGCCGGCCCAGCUGGCCGCCGUCGUGAAGGCGCUCAAGGGCUCCAAGAAGCCGGUGAUCUACCUCGGCGGCGGCACCCUGGACGCCUCCCCCGAGGUCCGCGAGUUUGUGUCUCGCACCGGCAUCCCCGUGGUGUCAACCCUCAUGGGCCUGGGCUCCUUCCCGAGCACCGACCCCCUGGCGCUGCAGAUGCUGGGCAUGCACGGCACGGUUUACGCCAACUACUCGGUUGACCAGGCUGACCUCCUGAUUGCCCUGGGCGUGCGCUUUGACGACCGCGUCACCGGCAAGCUGGAGGUGAGGGGCCAGCAGGGGCAGCUGCUUGGGGCGGCUGCGUAUGGCAGCUCCUUGGGGCGGCGGCUGCACCGCGUUGGGGGCGGGGCGCUGCUCGUGGAAGCGCGGCGGGCCGGGCCGUCGUUUGCCACCCGGUCGCGCAUCAUCCACAUCGACAUCGACCCCGCGGAAAUCCAUAAGAACAAGACAGCCCACAUCCCCAUCUGCAGCGAUGUGAAGCCUGCGCUGCGCCUGCUGAACCGCCUGCUGGAGGCUGACCCUGUCGACAAGGAGCAGUACGCGCCCUGGGUGCAGCUCAGGGCGCGUCUGUCAACACGCGGUCGCCACAGCCGCCCUUGA
This is a messenger RNA of Monoraphidium neglectum, 675 nucleotides long. RefSeq names its product acetolactate synthase I/II/III largesubunit. Lineage: Eukaryota; Viridiplantae; Chlorophyta; Chlorophyceae; Sphaeropleales; Selenastraceae. Gene Ontology annotation, molecular function: acetolactate synthase activity; magnesium ion binding; thiamine pyrophosphate binding. Gene Ontology annotation, biological process: L-valine biosynthetic process. Gene Ontology annotation, cellular component: acetolactate synthase complex. Bases 1 to 675 code for a protein of 224 amino acids. The transcript is spliced from 6 exons. The record is from RefSeq and is a predicted model, not a curated record.